This is a messenger RNA of Heterotrigona itama, 4263 nucleotides long. NCBI's taxonomy places the organism in Eukaryota, Metazoa, Arthropoda, Insecta, Hymenoptera, Apidae. The record is from the annotation of a GenBank genome assembly.
GUAUAAUCAUAAACUUUAAACAUUAUAUAUUGAAUUUUUUCCUCAUUUUUUUUAUAUGAAAUCAUAUUUUUAUUCACAUUAUAUACAUAUUUUUUUUUAUAAUUACAAUCAAUGAUAAAAUAGCUUUUAUAAUUUCGUAUUAAAAAUAUUAAGUUUAAAGUGAUUCUACUAUUAUUUCUGUAAAUAAUCAACUACGAUUAAUGUAAUCUAUGUAGAUAAUCAUCUAUGCAAUAUUGUAAUCUAUGUAUAUAAACUGUUAAAUUCCUCGAAUGACAAAUGUGUUGGAAUCUAUUGCAAUAAAUAUUGCAUUAACCUAUUAUGUCAUAUCCAAUUCUUGGUACUCCGAUACCUAUAUACAUACUAUUUAAACUUUUUGUACUGUACCACAUAAUUAUCAAGUUAAGUUUCACUAAAACGUAAUUUGCUCUCAACAUUAUACGGUUUGUCGGAUACAUAGUUUAUAUUGAAUUAGAAUAAUAUACACUCCAUUUGCAUAUAAAAAGUGAUAUAAUGUUUACAAUGAGAAAACAUGUUCUACUGCUAUUUUUUUGUUUGUAUAUAACUCAAUUUAAUGACGUUCGAGCUGAUUCCCUUCCGGUUGUUUUAUGGCAUGGAAUGGGACGUCGAACAUAGUUAUUUUGGAAAUGUUAAUAAGCAAAUACAAAACGUUUGUCAACAAUUGAUAAAGGAUGAUCGUCUUAAAAAUGGUUAUAAUGCUAUUGGAUUUUCUCAAGGAGCUCAAUUACUACGAACGGUAAUUCAAAGAUGUCCCAAUCCUUCAGUUAAAAAUUUUAUUUCUUUGGGUGGCCAACAUCAAGGCGUUUUUGGCUUACCACGUUGUGGAACAUCGAAUCAUAUAAUUUGCGACUAUAUAAAUCGCGUGAUCAAAUAUGGAGUUUACUUAAACACAGUCCAAGAAAAUUUUGUUCAAGCUACCUAUUGGCAUGAUCCAUACCGAGAAGAAGAAUAUAAAGAGAAAAGUAUAUUUUUAGCUGACAUCAACAAUGAACGUUAUAUUAACGAGUCGUAUAAGGAGAAUCUUCAGAAAUUACAUACCAUGGUGUUAGUUAAAUUUAUUAAUGAUACUAUUGUUUGGCCUCCAGAAUCAGAAUUAUUUGGAUUCUAUAAAACAGGACAAACAUCAUCGAUUGAAACAUUAGAACAGUCUGAGCUGUAUCGUAAGGAUCGCCUAGGGUUAAAAAAAUUACAUGAUACUGGAAGACUUCAUUUUCUUUCCAUAGAUGGAGAUCAUUUGCAAUUUACAGAAGAUUGGUUCAUCGAUAAUAUAAUAAACAAAUAUUUGUUAUAAAAAUUAAUAGCAGUAUCUGUGAUGAAAGAAUUUUUCAAGAACUAAUUACUCUUCCACAACAAUAAAUAUUGUUUAGUAUUUCUAAACAGCUCUUUAAUCAUUUACAAACAUGUAGGUAUUCAAUAUUAUCGCAAAAAUUUAAAUUUGUAUUUAUAUAAUUAUAUAAUUUUACUUAACUUAUUUUAUUUGUACUAUAUUUCUACGUAGUUAUUAUGUAUGUAAUAUAUCCAAUAAAUUUUUCAUUUUGGUUUAUUUAAUCGAAGUUUAUGUAAAAUUGUGAUUUUAAAUAUUUUCCAGGUUAUACCAGCCAUUUGAUAACCUCCUGUAUCUGAUGACAUUUACUUUUUUUUCAUUAAUGAUAUAAUAUUAUUAAAUGAGCAAUCAUUUGUUUGUUUGUAUUACACUUGUUUCAUCGUGCAUUAUUAAAUUGUUGCAUAUAAAAUGUUUGAUUUCACAAACUCAUACGGAACUCAAUGAUUCUAAAUAAUCAUAUUGAUCAAAAGCAUUGUUCAAUAUUUAUUACUGGUCAAUUUAAAGCUUAAAACAAGUGUGUUUUAUCUCAAAAUAUUUCAAUUAUUUUAAAAUAUUGUAAUUAAAAUGUCUUUAAUCUUUUUUUCGAAGAAUUAUAUACAUAAAUAUUACAUAUGCUUGUUUUAAAAAUCCUUACUCUUGUAAUAUAAAUUGACCUGAUGUAAUUAAUUUACUUUUUCACGUAUUACAAUAGUGUGUUGAAUUUUUAAAAUUACAAUAAAUAUGAAAUCACAAAAAUUAAAAAUUGAAUUUAUAAUGUUUAUACAUUUCCAUAAUUAUUGUACGUAAUAAUCACAACAGAACGUUCUGUGUCAUUUUGAAAGUUCAAUAUUUCUAGGUUAUGUGUCAUAUCAAUUAUCAUAUGAGUUUAUUCUAAUCACGUUAAAUUUUAAUAGAUCUGUUUUUAAUAGUUAUAAGAAUUAAAAUGAAAAUUAAAUAUUCAUUAUAUUUUUCAAUAAUAAAUAAAAUCACAGCAAUUAUUAAAUCAUCAUUUAUCAUUUAUUAUAGGAAUUACAAUUUAUAUAAAAAAAAAAAUAAAUAAACAAUUUAUACAUUUGAAUUUAAAUUACACGUAUUUUACAUACUUAUAUAGAUUUAAAACGCUGGAGGAAAAGGUAUUAAAAAAUAAAGGAAAAUUAAAAUAGAUUUAUUUAAAAAUUUCAAUAAUAUACAUUUAUUUUAUAUUAUAACCCUUAAUAUUAUAAACAAUAUCAGUACGUAAUUAAUAUAAAAAUUUUAUUACAUAUAAAUAUAUAUGUAACUAUAAACUUUAAACAUUAUAUUGAAUUUUUUUUUGAUUUUUUUAUAUCAAACCAUCUUUUUAUUAUAUGUUAUAAACAUAUAUGUUAUAUACAUAUAUUAUGUUUUUUUUUUUAGAAUUGCAAGUAAUGACUAAAUAGUUUUUACAAUUUCGUACUAAAAAUAUUUAUUAAUAGUGAUUCCACUAUUAUUUCCAACUACGAUUAAAAAAAUAAAAAUAAUCAACUACGAUUAUUGUAAUCUAUAUAUAUAUAAUCUACUAUUUUAUUUUUGCAAUUUAUAUAAUAUAAUCUACUAUUUUAUUUUGGCAAUUUAUGUAAAUAAUCAUCUAUGCAAUAUUAUGUGUGUAAUUUAUAUCAUCUAAUAUUAUUAUAUAUUAUAAAAUAUAUCAUCUAAUAUUAUUUAUUGAGCCUGAAAUAUUAUGGAGUUCCGGUACGGUACGGGGCUUACAUAUGACCCUUUAAAUGUAUUAAAAUAUACAGAUGUACUAAAAUUAAUUUAAAGUAAAUUAUAACAGUAUUGUAUUAAAAAUUACAAUCAUUUUGUAACUUGUAAUAUUCUUAAAUUAUUAAUCUAGGGAUUUGAUAAUAGAUUAGAAGUACCUAUUUAUUGAAGUUCAGUACAUAAAACUAACGUAUGCCAAAAACUCGCGGAAAUAUAAAGAAUGAGAGAGAAACAAAAGAAAAAAGAAAGAUAGGUAGUGAUUAGGCCAUUUUUUUUCAAGUCGCGUCAGUGUGAAUUUCUUUGCCAGAAAAAGAGAGACUAAAAAGCAGCUAUUCUUUUUCUACUUUUUUUCGGUAAAUCUCAUUCGAUAUAUGUAUAUUAAAUUUUUUAAACAAAUAGACAAAGACAAUGAACAUGUAUUAUUUUGUUUUGUAUAUUAAUACAUAAGAUAAAAAAAAGUGUAUAAGUAUUUAUAUAAAUAUAAAUUUUAAUAUAAAAUUAUAAAGAAAUGUUUUGACCCUAAACAAUGAAUAAGUAUUUAUAUAAAUAUAAAUUUUAAUAUAAAAUUAUAAAGAAAUGUUUUGACCCUAACAAAUGAAAGUUAUACUUUUUUAAUAAUGUUUGCAGAAUCUUGAAUCUAAUAAUGUUGAAGGAGAAUUUUCUGAAAUUACAUACCAUAGGAUUAAUUAAGUUUAUUAACGAUUCUAUUGUUCAUUCUCCAGAAUCAGAAUUAUUUGGAUUCUAUAAAACAGGACAAACAUCAUCAAUUGAAAUAAUUAGAACAAUCUGAGCUUGUAUCGUAAGGUACUAUAUUAAAAUGUAUUAUUAAAAUUAUAUUAUUACAACGAAAUAAUAUCUAAGAAAAUUAAUUGAUUUUCGUAUGGUUACAAUCCAUAAUUAUAACGAAUAUUUCAAGAAAUCAUUUAUAAUUUAUAAUUUAUAAUUUUUGCAUUGUGAAUAAUACAAUUGUAACAAAUAAUUUCAAUUACAAAACUAAAUUUUUUAUGGAUAUAUUAAUAAAGCAAUUUUUUUUUAGGAUCGUUUAGAUUUAAAAAAAUUACACGAUUCUGGAAGACUUCAUUUGUUUUCCGUACAGGGAUACUAUCUGGAAUAUAUGAAAAAGUGGUUUAUAGAUUUAAUAAAUAAAUAUUUCUUAUAGAGAUCUUAAACCUCUGAUAUAAUAUUUAAUAAAUAUUUCUUAUAGGGGAUUUAAUAAAUAA